CCACCCCAAGUCCAAUCUACCAACUAUGCUUCUACCUCUAGUACAAAUACUUCUCAGAACCAAGAGCCUCGUCAUUGUCAUUAUUGUGGACGAACUGAACAUCUUAUAGCCAAAUGUAGGACCAGACAAGCAGAGCAAAAAUCUAGAGAUGAUCGAAGAGAGAUAAUUAUAGGAGAGAUGAUUACAGAAGAGAUGAACGUAGAAGAUCUUGUUUUCGUAGCCGUGAUCGCUCUUAUAUUCAUGAGAUAG
Dentiscutata erythropus is the source of this 249-nucleotide messenger RNA. The record is from the annotation of a GenBank genome assembly. Lineage: Eukaryota; Fungi; Glomeromycota; Glomeromycetes; Diversisporales; Gigasporaceae.